AUGAAGUUCCCUCACCCUCAGCUCCAUCUUCGCGUCGCACAGUCGCAGUCUACAUUCGCCAGUGGCAAUGCGCGCUGGACGAAUCUCGACCUGGACCCUGUUCCCCGCGCUGGGCGACUCUGGGGUCCUCUUAGCUUUCUCGCAUACUGGAUCUCUGACGCCUUCAACGCCGCAACCUGGCAGUUCGCAUCGAGCAUCAUCGCCGUCGGCCUCUCCUGGCGCGAAUCGCUCGGUAUCGUCGCCCUCUCCUUCUUCAUCAUCUCCUUCGUCAUCGCUGCCAAUGGCGCCGUCGGUUCAAUCUACCACAUCCCCUUCCCCGUUAUUGCUCGCGCAAGCUGGGGCUUUUGGGGCUCGUACAUCGCCAUCCUAUCACGUGUGAUCCUCGCCGUCUUCUGGUUCGCGAUCCAGAACGUCAACGGUGCAAAUGCUAUUAAGGCGAUGAUUGGCGCGAUCUGGCCUUCAUUUUUGACAAUGCACAAUGCGAUCCCUGAAGACCAGGGCAUUGAGUCGAAUACGAUGGUCGCGUACUUGAUUUUCUUCCUCGUGCAGUUCCCGUUUCUUUGCGUGCAUCCGAACAAGGCGCGUUGGCUCUUCGUUGCGAAGAGUAUUAUUGUCCCCGUGGCUUGGAUUGCGAUCUUUAUUUGGGCACUUGUCGUUGAAGGGCCGGGACCGGUUUUUGACCAGAAGCCCUCUGCCCAGGGGAGUCAGUACUCUUGGGUGUUUUUGGCUAGUAUGACCUCUGUGCUGGGGAAUUAUGCUACUCUUAGCGUUAACCAGUCAGACUUCUCCCGCUACUCCCGCGUCUCCCCCAAAUGGCAACUCCUCUACAUCCCCCUUCUCCCCAUAAUCUUUACCUUCAUCUCCUUCAUCGGCAUCGUCGCCUCUUCCGCAGGCUGGUCGCGCUACUCAACCCCCUCCAUCCCCUGGGACCCCCUGGUGCUAAUAAGCUACUGGUCUAGCCGCGCUGCGCGUUUCUUUGCCGCAUUCUCCUUCGCCCUCGCCUCUCUCGGCGUAAACAUCAGCGCGAAUUCCAUCUCCGCCGCAAACGACCUGAUGGCCUUGCUACCGCAGAACGUGAAUCUCCGACGUGGCCAGAUUAUUUGUGGCAUGCUGAGCUGGGCGCUUGUACCCUGGAAGAUCCUUGCCUCGGCUGGCAACUUCCUGAACUUCAUGUCUGCUUAUGCGGUCUUCCUCGGCCCCAUUGCGGCGAUCAUGCUCUGGGACUUUUGGCUGGUGAAAGGGAUGAAAUAUGAUACGCUUGCGCUGUACCAGCCUGAGAAUCCGGUGUAUCGGUAUGGGAGUAGGUGGUUGGUGAAUUGGCGAGCAGUCGUGGCGUUCCUUGCUGGUGUUGUUCCCUCCCUGCCUGGACUGAUUAAUUCCGUCAAUGAGAAGAUUGGAGUGGGGAAGGGCAUUCAUCCGUAUCAGUUUGGGUGGUUGUUGGGGUUUGUAGGGACGAGUGUGGUUUAUGUUUUCCUAUCGUGGGCGUUUCCGGUGAAAGAGGCGUUGGUCGAUAGGGCGAUUUUGGCGGAUGAGGUUUAUGAGGCUAGGGAGGUGGACGGUUUAGAAGGUGGAGAGAAGCACAAAGCAGGUCCAUGA
This is a messenger RNA of Aspergillus versicolor CBS 583.65, 1596 nucleotides long. RefSeq lists its product as uncharacterized. Gene Ontology annotation, cellular component: plasma membrane. Lineage: Eukaryota; Fungi; Ascomycota; Eurotiomycetes; Eurotiales; Aspergillaceae. The record is from RefSeq and is a predicted model, not a curated record. Bases 1 to 1596 code for a protein of 531 amino acids. The transcript has 4 exons. Gene Ontology annotation, molecular function: nucleobase transmembrane transporter activity. Gene Ontology annotation, biological process: transmembrane transport; nucleobase transport.